ACUUCUGAAAACAUAGAACCUUUCCUGAAAACAGUGAAGCGAAUGCCACCCUCCUUCCUGUUCUUACAAAAGGUUUUGGUCACAGCAUUUCCCGCCGUACUGUCUACUCUUAAAAGUUUUUAUUGGGGCUUCCAACUGGUUAUGGAAAACUGACUACUCGGCAUUCAAGCUACAGGAAAAUAAACCCUGCUUCUCCAGAAUAAGAAUUCCCUAUCAGAGGUCCACGAUGGCUGCUCUCGUCACAGAGAAUUUCAAGUUUGUCUCCCUCUUCUUCAAGAGCAAAGAUGUGAUGAUCUUCAAUGGUUUGAUCGCCCUGGGCACUGUGGCCAGCCAGACCAUGUACAACAUCUUCGCUUUCAGCUGCCCAUGCUCUUCUGGUCGUAACUACCGCUAUGGCCUGGCAGCGCUCGGGGUGCCCGCCCUGGCGUUCUUCCUCAUUGGCAUGAUGAUAAACAAGAGCAUGUGGGACCUGGUGUCCGAGUGCAGGCUCAGAAGGUGCUGGAAGCUGUCGGGGGCGUCGGUCUUUGCACUUUUCGGAUCUGUCAUCGGGCGUGCAGCGGUGGCCCCCGUGACGUGGGUGGUGAUCUCUCUUCUCAGGGGGGAGGGCUACGUCUGCGCCCUCAGUGAGUUUAUUGACCCCACGACCUUGGAGGGCUUCCCGUCGGGACAGGCGUCAGAGGUCAUAGCCACGUUCCCUUGUGAGGGGAGUGUCCCUCCAGAACUACAACACUUCCGGAGUGAAAUAGAGCGUAGGCUGAAGUAUGAGUCUCAGUUGUUAGGCUGGCUGCUGGUGGCAGCCAUGGCGCUGGCUGUGUUCGCAAUGCUGUGCGCAAAGCGCUGCUGCUCUCCCCUGGGCUACCAGCAGGAGGCCUACUGGUCCCAGUUUCGCUCCUGUGAGAACGACCUCUUCCAGCGCACGGCCCAGGCGCAUGCCCUCCUCCACGCUGCCCAGAGCGUGAAGAGUUUCUUUGGCUUUGUGGCGCUGGAGAAGAACGAGAAAGAGCUGCUCCUGGAGAACCAGGCCGCCAACCCUGUCUCUAGUACGGAGUGGAACAGAGUGACUGGAGUCUAUCUGUACAGAGAGAAGAAUGGGUUGCCUCUUUAUAGCAGACUGAACAAGUGGGCUCAAUAUAAUGUGGACGACAACACUGAGGAGAUGGACAAAGAGAUGGACACCCUCAGUUGACUGUCAAUGGACAGUCCAGUGUUCUUGAACACUGGCGAUAGGGAACCAUGUCGUGUGGUGGCUUUGGUUCCAGUCCAGUGUUAACACUAUUGAUAAUUAGGCCUUGCCAAUGGGUAUUUGUGUUAGCUAACAGUGGACUGGAACGGAAGCUUACACUCCUUGAGAAUUCAGUAUACUUGCUGUUUAUUUAAGUAUUCUAAUCAUGUCCUCAUGCAUGUAUAGUGAAAGAUUCCACUGGAUCUAUACCGCUCAGGAGUAAAUUAGUAUGCAUUAUGUGUUUAUACAUUAUCUUGUUUACAUGUAUUCGCUGCUCUUUCUAUCUGUCCCAAAGUUGUCCAACAUAAGGUGAAAUAAUUAUUUAUGAAAU
This is a messenger RNA of Hypomesus transpacificus, 1553 nucleotides long. It is a transcript of the gene calhm2.1, whose product is annotated as calcium homeostasis modulator family member 2, tandem duplicate 1. Gene Ontology annotation, molecular function: monoatomic cation channel activity. The record is from RefSeq and is a predicted model, not a curated record. The transcript has 3 exons. The coding region runs from base 227 to 1186 and encodes 319 amino acids. Lineage: Eukaryota; Metazoa; Chordata; Actinopteri; Osmeriformes; Osmeridae.